AUGGCGGACUCGAGCACGAUCAAGACGUCGGACCUGCGACUCCUGAUCGUCGCGCCCUUGUCCACAGUGAGAUCAACUGAUGAUGAAUCGGGAGUGACCCAUCCAACUGCUCCGUAUGAUACAACGGCGCUCUUUUCAAUCUUUCUGGAAGAACUGACAGGUGUUGCACCUUCUCAAGACCUAACCUCCUUUGCAGGAUAUACCACUCACGAACCGCUUACGAUUCGCAACAAGUAUUAUUCAUCACGACUGACUUUAUGGUGCGACGAAUUGCCUCAAGUAGGGUCUGCUAGAGAUAUUGGUCCAGAUCUAGCCGAAUGGAGCAACAAUAUGCUAUCAGAUGAAGCACGGGAAGUGCGGGAUGUCAUAGGUGGUGUCAUCGUGAUAUUACCCUAUAGUCAAGGCUCAUUCUCCGCACAUAAGACGGAGGAGGGAGAGCUCAGGAUGUACGAACGGUAUCUGACCUGCGUCAAUUCGCUGCGUGACACAAUUGAAGACGAGUCAGGCCGCAACCUUGCCACAGUCAUUGUAGUCCAAGACAUGACCACCACGUCAGAAAAAGGGCGACAAGUUCACCAGUACCAAUCUGAUCCGGAGCCGUUCGCUCAAAGCUUGGAGGACACGUGCUUGAUAGAAAACGAUAUCUUCGGAUGGGAAGUAAUCCCAUGGCGACCACUAACGAAGCCACCUAACACAGCUCCUUCCAGCACAGACCCAGUCACCGAACCUACAGCAUCUCUCAAUGACUUUGGCGAGAAGACAGGUAUGUCUCGAGUACAUGAGGUCUUGGAGCAAACAAACUGGGCUGUAUCGGCGCAUCCUGAGUUUGACUACGAACACGCUUCGACCAACAACUUUGAUGAUUUCUCUCAGCCCAGCUAUAAGCCACGGAUUGAUCCAUCUUGUAAAGAUGGUAUUUCAACACAAUCCGACGAGUUCCAGCGCGAAAUUAUGGGCCUGCACUUCGCCUUGGAAAAGCAAAGCAACUUGAAGAUUGGCGAAGAAGCAGAAAGUGACGAAGAAUUCCAGGUCGAUCAGAUGGUCACACUUAUGAAUCGAGCUGCUGAGAUCAGGGACGCUGGCAAUCAUCUAUCGAAACAAGAACGUGAGAGAUAUGCGAAGACGGAAGUGCAGAAACUCAUGCAGGAGCUGAGGCUGUGGUGA
Lithohypha guttulata is the source of this 1164-nucleotide messenger RNA. RefSeq lists its product as uncharacterized. Gene Ontology annotation, molecular function: protein-macromolecule adaptor activity. The transcript has a single exon. Gene Ontology annotation, biological process: vesicle-mediated transport. The record is from RefSeq and is a predicted model, not a curated record. The coding region runs from base 1 to 1164 and encodes 387 amino acids. NCBI's taxonomy places the organism in Eukaryota, Fungi, Ascomycota, Eurotiomycetes, Chaetothyriales, Trichomeriaceae.